Helianthus annuus (common sunflower) is the source of this 5622-nucleotide messenger RNA. RefSeq lists its product as uncharacterized. Gene Ontology annotation, biological process: telomere maintenance; DNA repair. NCBI's taxonomy places the organism in Eukaryota, Viridiplantae, Streptophyta, Magnoliopsida, Asterales, Asteraceae. The transcript is spliced from 13 exons. The coding region runs from base 1 to 5622 and encodes 1873 amino acids. The record is from RefSeq and is a predicted model, not a curated record. Gene Ontology annotation, molecular function: DNA binding; DNA helicase activity.
AUGUUGAAACGAUUAAAACGUAUGCCAAUCUUAACUGACGGCUGGGAAACAGUUGUUUCAGAUCUCAAACUUCAGAAGGAUUGUCUCCUGACAUUUCGUCCCAUGAACCAUUUUGGUCUCUAUCUUUCAUCUUUUGUUAAUGGCGUCUGUGAGCAAUCUUAUUUCACGAUUAAUCGUCAUCUAAGAUUGGGUUUUACGAUCAUUGAAGAUUCAUUUGUUCAACAAUGUUUUGGAGACGAUGUAAUGGCUGGCUCAUAUGAAGUUAAUUAUAAGGGUUCUCCGUGGACGGUGUCAACAAGUAAGGUUAAUUCAAACUAUGUAUUCUCACAAGGUUGGACUCAACUUUGCAACGAUCUUGGCGUUCAGGAAGAUGAUUUAUUGGUUUUUGAAAAACUUAAUGAUGUUAUGUUUGAUUUAACGGUGUAUCGAGACGAGGUUGAGAUAAGGUUGAGCAAGAAGGUUGAAUCUGAUGAUGAUGAUGAUGAUGAUGUAAUUCAGAUCUCUAGGGCCGAUUACGAUAAAGCGCUUUUUAAGGACAUAGAGGUAGAUGAUAACCAGCCCACAUCUGUUAAAAGUCCAUCAGGAACAGUCCCGACAAGUACACCAAAGAAUGUUCAUGUUAAAGAGACGUUGAAAGUAGGUGAUGGUUUACAUUUCACGACAACACAAGAUCUAAAAGGAAAGGGAAAAGGUAAACUUUCUGUCGACCGAUCCGUCACAGUUGACAAUUUCAACAAACAAUGCAAAGGCCGAAAACGUUAUACAACAUCUGAUCAAACUGUCAAGCAUCCAAAGAAGGUUUCAAGGAAUGCAAACAAAGUUUCCCGUAUCUGCAUUGAUCCAGAAUAUUUCGACUUUAGCCGUAAAGCUGAAUAUAGGCUGCGGCUUCCGGUUGAGGUUGUUAAUAGAGCCGGCCUGUCUGAAAGAUUGCAACCUAUAUCUGUCCAGAACUUGAAUGGUGAUGUUGAAGUUUAUGACACAAAGACAGAGUUAAACAGUGCUGUCCUCCCAAUUGUUACUCGAGACGAGGCAUCUCAUAGAAGAAAAUUAAGAAAAUUAUACUUGGAUAAUAAGAAAUCAAAUGUGGGAACUACAUCGUCAUCCCUCAAUAUUGAUUCCACUAAUAUUAAUUCCACUUCCACUCCGUGUGUUACAUCUGAUAACAUAGUCAACAGAAUUGGUUCUCACAAUUUUGAAUCCACUCCUGAGGUGACUAAUAAUGUUAAUCCAAGUCCUUCAAGUAUUGUAACAAGUAACAUUAUUUGUAGUACCAGCAAUCGUACAACGAGAAAAAACGAUAUUGGGAAUAAUAUUUCAACUGGCAUCACAUCAACCACCUGCACAUCAUCAUUGAACCGUAAUUUGCAAAGGCUAUCAUCUGGGAAACGUAAGUUGGUAUCCAAAGCACGUAUUUCGUCUCCUAUACCAAUGAUCGACUUGACCACAGACGAAACCGUAGAACGAGAUCCUUAUAAAGGUGUUUCUACAGAUUAUUUGGAUCACGGUGAUCAAGUUAUUACUUGUGAAGUUUGUUAUGCAAAGUUAUGGGACGCAGAGAAAGGAAGCGGAAGAAAAGAGGGUGGCAAAAUAUGUCAUAUGUUAUGUUGUGGUUAUGCCAAAGUUGUCUUACCGGAUUACAAAACCGCGACACCUUAUUAUAAAAGUCUAUUCAUGUCCAAUGACAAUGAAAGCAAGCACUUUUUGAAGAACAUUCGACGUUACAAUUCUAUGUUCGCGUUUACCUCAAUGGGUGGUAAGGUUGACCAAACCGUGAAUACUGGUAAUGCUCCUUUUUGCUACAGAAUUAGUGGUGAAAAUUACCAUUCUAUUGGUAGUCUUGUGCCACCAAACGGAGGGAAGCCUAAAUUUUGUCAGUUAUACAUAUACGAUACAGAAAAUGAGUUGGCAAACAGGUCUUCAGACAAUGCUUCCUCAUCAUCCAACUCAUUUGAAACUGAUAAUAAGCUGAUACAACAAAUCAAAGCAAUGUUUGAUGCCGAAAAUGUGCUUGUGAAAAUUUAUAGGAUGGUUAGAGAUUGCUUCCAACAAAAUCCUAAUACCACUUUAAAGCUUCGCCUAAUUGGCAAAAGAGAACAAGAUGGUCGGACUUAUAACUUACCUACUUCCUCAGAGGUUGCUGCUCUUAUUGUUGGAGAUAUCGAUAACGCACUUGAGAAAAGAGAUAUCGUUGUCGAGACACAAACAGGUUCAUUAAAAAGAAUAAGUGAAUUGCAUCCUUCCUAUCUUGCACUUCAGUAUCCUAUUUUGUUCCCAUAUGGAGACGACGGUUACAGAAUUGACAUACCACAUAAGGGUGUCAUUGAUGUUACUAACAAGAAACGUCCGAAUUGUACAAUGAGAGAGUUUUUUGCGUAUCGUGUACAAGAUCGUAGUAACCAGUUUUCAUUGAUUCUAAAUUCUCGACGGUUAUUCCAACAGUUUUUGGUUGAUGCUUAUACGAUGAUUGAGAGCGAGCGACUUAACUUUAUAAGAUUUCAGCAACAAGAUCUCAGGUCUGAUACAUAUAAGAAUAUCCGGAAACUAAGAUAUAACGGCCAACAAGAUUUGUCUAAGGUUGGAAAACGUAUUUUCCUUCCAUCUUCCUUUACAGGCGGGUCACGAUAUAUGAUGCAAAACUAUCUUGACGCAAUGGCAAUUUGUAAAUGGUAUGGUUAUCCAGACUUUUUUAUAACUAUUACCUGCAAUCCCAAAUGGCCGGAGGUUCAAAGGUUUCUUAAGGACACAAAUCUUAAUCCAGAGGAUAGGCCUGAUAUUUUAUCUCGAAUUUUUAAAAUAAAGCUGGAUUCAAUUGGUAAAGAUUUGAAAGACCGUGAUUUGUUUGGAAAAGCUUCUGCUGUUGUUUACACUAUUGAGUUUCAGAAGCGAGGAUUGCCUCAUGCGCAUAUGUGCUUAUUCAUGGAGAAUGAUUACAAACUUCCAACUGUAGACCAUGUUGAUCAGUUUAUUUCUGCAGAAAUCCCUGAUUUAAACCAAGACCCGGAACUAUAUACGCUUGUGAAAGACCAUAUGAUUCACGGUCCAUGUGGUAAUGCUAGAAUGAGCUCUCCAUGUAUGGUUGAUAGAAAAUGUUCAAAAGGUUUUCCCAAGAAAUUUCAAGAUCACUCAACCUUGGAUUCUAACGGAUUUCCCUUAUACAGAAGAAGAGAUGACGGUUCCUUCGUUUUAAAAAAUAAAAUUGAGUUAGACAACAGAAGUGUUGUACCUUAUAACAAAAAGCUUUUGAAAAGAUAUCAGGCGCAUAUAAACGUUGAAUGGUGCAACCAAGCGGCGUCAAUAAAGUAUUUGUUCAAGUAUAUUAAUAAAGGUCCUGAUAGAGCAACAGUUGCUGUGGUUCCGAGCAAUAAUGAAAACGAGCAAGCAGAAAAUGAUGAAAUUAAAGAGUAUUAUGACUGUAGGUAUAUAUCUGCGUGUGAAGCCUCUUGGAGGAUUUUUUCUAAUGAAGUUAAUUAUAGGAGUCCUUCUGUUAUGCGUCUUCCUUUCCAUCUUCCUGGACAACAAACAGUUUGUUUCGGUCCUGAUGAAGAUAUUAAUCAAGUGCUAAACAAACCAUCUGUGAACUCAUCAAUGUUUUUAGCUUGGAUGCAACGUAAUCAAGAUCCUAACGACCAUGUUGCACGUACACUAACAUAUGUACAGUUUCCGCGUUUUUAUGUGUGGAAGCUUGACAAGCGUAUAUGGGUUCCGAGAAUAAAAGGGAAAACAAUUGGAAGAAUUCAUUCCGUUUCUCCGUCUACCGGUGAAGCGUACUAUUUAAGAAUUCUUCUUAACAAAGUUAAAGGACCAACAUCGUUUGAUGAUAUUAAAACAGUUAAUGGUCGAGUGUACGAUACUUUUAGAGAUGCUUGCUAUGCGCUUGGUUUGUUGGAUGACGACUCGGAGUACAUUGAGGCCAUCAAAGAAGCAAAUAUAUCAGGUAGUGCAGGUUAUAUUCGCAAUUUAUUCGCCACCAUGUUACUGUCAAGCACAUUAUCUAGACCUGAAGUUGUCUGGGAAAGCACAUGGAAGUAUAUGACAGAUGAUUUUCUGUACAGAUUCUCAAAGUAUCAUCGUGUUUCAGGUUUAUCAAUUCCUGAUGAGCAACUAAAGAACUAUGUUUUAUGCGAAAUCGAGAAGUUUUUAACUCGGAAUAAUUCAUCGCUUCGGAGAUUUUUAUCAAUGCCUUACCCGGAUACUUCAUCUUUAGAUAACUUUCGCUGCCGAUUGAUUAACGAAGAGCUUGCUUAUGACAGAACAGAGUUACAAAAUGUUUAUCAAGGUCAGGUGAAUUUGUUAACGGAUGAACAACGUGCAGUAUAUGAAGAAAUUAUGAACGCAGUUCAUGGAGACAAUGGAGGAGUAUUUUUUGUUUACGGUUAUGGCGGGACUGGUAAAACUUUUUUAUGGAAAACAUUGUCUGCUGCAAUUAGGUCAAAAGGUGAGAUUGUAUUAAACGUUGCAUCUAGCGGAAUUGCAUCAUUGCUGUUGGAGGGAGGAAGAACGGCUCAUUCUAGGUUUCAUAUACCUUUGAAUCUUAAUGAGGAUUCCGUUUGUCAUAUAAAACCAGACGAUGAUGUAGCUAAAUUACUACAGCAGACCAAACUCAUUAUAUGGGAUGAAGCUCCUAUGGUUCAUAAACAUGCAUUUGAGGCUUUGGAUAGAACUAUGCAUGACAUUUUCAAUAUAUCUAAUCCAUCCAGGUCUGAUGUUUUAUUUGGAGGAAAGGUAAUUGUAUUUGGUGGUGAUUUUCGGCAAAUACUACCUGUUGUUCCAAACGGUGGACGUCAAGAAAUUGUGAAUGCCUCAUUAUGUUCUUCUUAUUUGUGGAGUAAGUGUAAGUUGUUGACGUUAUCUAGAAACAUGAGGUUAACUGUUGGAAGACCAUCAUCUGAAGUUGAAGAGAUCAGUAAUUUUGCAAAAUGGUUGUUGGACGUUGGUGAGGGAAAUAAUUACAAUGAUCGUAAUUACUUUAGUACACGAGCUAUACUUGCGCCUAAGAAUGAGGUUGUUCACGAGAUUAACUACAGAUUGUUGGCAGUAUUCCCUGGUGAAGAAAAAGAGUAUCUUAGUUCUGACAGUCUAUGCCCUACUGAAGAUGGCAAUGUUGAUCAGCAAAAAAUAUACUCCCCCGACGUGCUCAAUGGUCUCAAAGUGUCUGGUUUACCAAAUCAUAGGUUAGUGCUUAAAGUUGGUGUUCCAGUAAUGUUGUUGCGAAAUAUUGACCAACGAAAUGGUUUGUGUAACGGUACAAGGUUAAAGGUCACAAAACUUUACAGUCGUGUUAUUGAAGCUGAGAUAAUUUCUGGUGGUAAUAUUGGUUCUCGGACAUUCAUACCUAGAAUGAAUUUGGUACCUUCGGACAAAAAGAUUCCUUUUGCAUUUCAAAGGAGGCAAUUUCCAAUAACUGUAUGUUUUGCAAUGACGAUUAACAAAAGCCAGGGACAGUCGCUAUCUAAGGUUGGGUUGUAUCUAAGACAACCAGUUUUCACACAUGGUCAAUUGUACGUAGCUUUAUCCAGGGUUACAAGACGAGAUGGAAUCAAGUUACUAAUACUUGACAAUGAUGGCAGGCCUAUAAAUAAAACAACCAAUGUUGUAUAUAAAGAGAUAUUCAAUGGAUUGUAA